GUAACCAGGUACUGGUAGAAUCGGUAGAUCUCGUUAGAGUUAGACGUUAGUGUUCUGUGCAGUAGAAUGUAGAUCUUUAUUGGGUGUAAAGUUAAACUAUAAAUUAUGGAGUUAUUAGUUUUAAACAAUUUACACUGUUAGUUUGUUACGUCUUGGAAAUAAAUUACUUUAUGUGGUGUCACAUCCAAUUUUGAACAAAAAUAUUUGAAUUUGAACUUAGACUUUGCUCAGACUUUACUUACGUAAAACUUAGCUUACUAUAAUCCUACAACAUCUCUUCCUAUAAUUUUAUUGCGCAUGGAUUAUAUUGGACUAAUAUUUAAUUAAAUACCUUCAGGGUUCAAUGAAAUUCUGUAAUUUAGAUAAUUUUAACUGUACAUAAGUAAAAAUCAAUAAUCUUAUGAAUUAAAUACCGUCAGGAAAAAUAUUGAUUGUCACGCUAUGAAUGGAUUUAUUGCCGUGCACUGUGGUGCUGGUUAUCAUAGUGACUCUCUAAAGAAAGAUUAUCAAAGGACUUGCUACGCCGCUUGUAGAAAAGCUGCUCAAGCUCUACAUGAAGGAGGGAAUGCGGUCGAUGCCGUAGAAAAGGCGAUUAUAGAACUAGAAAAUAGCCCAUUGACAAAUGCUGGUUAUGGUUCAAAUUUGAGCUGGAAUGGAUUGGUUGAAUGUGAUGCAUCUAUAAUGAAUGGUCAAACUCUACAUUUUGGAGCCUGUGGGGCUGUUUCUAAUGUUUGGAACCCAAUAUCAUUAGCUAAACAACUAUGCAUUAAACAAUGUGAAAGUCUGUCACUCGGCAGGGUGCCACCAUGUAUUCUAACCGGCCAAGGAGCCAGAAUGUGGGCAGAAAGAAUGGGAUUAGACAUAGUAGAUGACAAAAGGAUGGUUUCAUCAAGAGCUUUUCGUAAUUAUAAGCAUUCAAAGAGAAAAUUAAAAAGGUAUUCAGUACAGAAUGAUGUACGUUUUAGUCCCUUAGAUACAGUUGGAGCAAUAUGUGUAGAUUCUUACGGAGUGGUGGCAGCAGGUGCAAGUUCAGGUGGGGUCGCAUUGAAACAUGAAGGAAGAGUUGGACAGGCGGCAUCAUUUGGGUCCGGUGUUUGGGCCUCAAUGAGCCGUAAUGAAGAUAUAUCUUCAGUGGCAUCUUGUACUUCAGGAUGUGGAGAACACCUUAUUCGAACUCAAUUAGCAAAGAAUUCUGCAGAAAGUUUAUUGGAAAGUUCACCAAUUUUAGGACUUAAUAAAUGUCUUAAAGAAAAAUUUAUAGAAUCACCAUAUUUAUGGGAUAUACCAGAAAGGCUUGGAGGAACAUUGGCACUCACAUUUAACUCUAAAUCUGGGGAUGGAGAACUUUUAUGGGGACACACAACGAACACAAUGUGCAUUGGGUACAUGUCUACAGAAAUCGCAAAACCAAAGUGCAUUAUUUCCUAUCUACCUAUGAAAAUACAAACUGGGAAAAAAGCUGUGGUGUCAGGAUUGCCAUUCAAAGUUUCUCAACAGCCGUGCCCUGUUCUACAGUGGGAAAUUAAGACUGAAUUUAACACAAAUGGAACAAUAUAACGUGUAUAGUGUGUUUUAUUUGUAUUAAUUAUUUGCCGAAAAAUAUAAUUACAUACAGACUAAAUUACAUUUACAUUACAUAAUUGUUAUUUGAUUCAAGAUUGUAAUAAAGAAUAUAAGCACA
This is a messenger RNA of Leptidea sinapis, 1681 nucleotides long. It is a transcript of the gene Tasp1, whose product is annotated as threonine aspartase 1. Gene Ontology annotation, biological process: protein maturation. Bases 442 to 1557 code for a protein of 371 amino acids. The transcript has 4 exons. Lineage: Eukaryota; Metazoa; Arthropoda; Insecta; Lepidoptera; Pieridae. Gene Ontology annotation, molecular function: threonine-type endopeptidase activity. The record is from RefSeq and is a predicted model, not a curated record.